GGCCAGCUGGCGCAACCGUUUGUAAUCGAUAUCGAUUCUCCGCCCAGUUCUUGGGGCCUAAUAAAAAAAGCCCAUCAGUCGUGUUUUGCAUUGUGUAUUUUCGAUUUGCUUGUUUACCCAAACGUCUCUCCUCUAGCUGUAAAUAUCACCGCAUCGGGAUAAGGAUGAAUUCAUAGGAUCGUCGGCGGGAACGGCACAGUCACUGCAAGAACAAUUCGCACAGUGUGAAGUGGAGCCAUACAGGGUGUUCCCUGCGAAAUGGGUCGCAACAACUUUAGUUCGCAACACCAACAGACUCAUGUGAGGCGCCAUCGGCAUGAAAAUGCUGGCGGUGCAACAACAAAUUCACAAAACGCAGCAAAGCCUACGCUAACAAUGACGGACUACCUGUCGCUGCACUCGCGACUCGCCCAGGUGGGCCAGGAGCACUUGUUAAAGUUUUGGCCGGAGCUAUCAAAUGACGAACGUGCAGAACUGGCGCGGGACAUCAAGGAGCUGAAUCUGGACGAGAUCAAGUUUUACUUCGAUCGGGCUACUGUCUCUAUGAACGAAAAUGGCAUUAAGCUGGACGAUCGUCUGCAGCCGCUACCUGAGGGCAAGCUCAUCUCAAUCGCAAGGACGCCGUUGGAGAAGGUGGCCGCCUACCGGGAUGAGGGUCUUCAGCAGAUCAGCAAUGGACAUGUCGCUGUGUUGCUAAUGGCUGGCGGACAAGGCACACGACUUGGCUUCGAUCACCCCAAGGGAAUGUAUGACGUGGGGCUUCAGUCCCGGAAGACCCUGUUCCGCAUUCAAGCCGAGCGAAUCCUAAAGCUGGAGGAGCUGGCCCAGGAGGCAAACGGCAAACGAGGUCACAUCACUUGGUACAUAAUGACGUCGGAGCACACAGUGCAACCCACUUAUGACUACUUCGUGGCCAACAACUUCUUCGGCCUGAAGGCGGAGAACGUGCUACUGUUCGAGCAGGGAUCGCUGCCGUGUUUCGAAUACGAUGGACGCAUCAUUCUGGACGAGAAGCACAGGAUCGCGAGAGCCCCAGAUGGAAACGGAGGAAUCUAUCGGGCGAUGAAGCGCCAGGGGAUACUGGACGACAUGCAGAAGCGGGGUGUAUUAUAUCUGCACGCCCACAGCGUGGACAACAUACUAAUUAAGGUGGCCGAUCCCGUCUUUAUUGGCUAUUGUGUACAAGAGAAGGCCGAAUGCGCUGCAAAGGUGGUAGAGAAGGCGGCGCCAAAUGAGGCAGUCGGCGUGGUGGCCAUUGUGGAUGGAAAAUACCAAGUGGUGGAGUACAGCGAGAUCUCGGCCAAGACAGCCGAGAUGCGGAACUCGGACGGCAGGCUGACCUUCAGUGCAGGAAACAUCUGCAACCAUUUCUUUAGCUCAAACUUCCUGCAAAAGAUAGGCACCACGUUUGAACAGGAGCUGAAGCUGCAUGUGGCCAAAAAGAAGAUUCCUUUCGUGGAUAACGCCGGCAAGCGGCUGACCCCCGAAAAGCCCAACGGAAUUAAGAUUGAGAAGUUUGUCUUUGAUGUGUUCGAGUUCGCUCAGAAGUUCGUGGCCAUGGAAGUCCCACGCGACGAGGAGUUCAGCGCCUUGAAGAACUCUGAUGUGGCCGGCAAGGAUUGCCCCAGCACUGCCCGAUCAGACCUUCAUCGACUGCACAAGAAAUAUAUUGAAAGUGCCGGCGGCAUAGUGCAUGGCGAAGUCUGCGAGAUUUCGCCAUUCAUCACAUACGCCGGGGAGAAUCUCGCCUCGCAGGUUGAGGGCAAAUCGUUCACCAGUCCCGUCUAUCUCCGGGACACCCGCGAUCCCAUGCAUGGACACCUCUAAUCAGGGGCAUUUGCGAAGCAUAGACUGAUGGACGGAUGGUAGUUGUUUCGGUUAUUUGUAAAUUAUUCGUUUACCGUUUUUGAACGUUGUAAUUCCCAAGCUAAAGUUAGUGCACAGAAAUUCCACUGAUUUCAGUACUUAAAGGAGACUUGUAAAAAUUUGUUACCUAUUGUGUCCGUUGUUUUUUUCGUUUUGAAAAUAAUUGUGCAAUCGUAAUGUGAAUAUAUACAAUAUAUAGAACACGUAAAAUGAAUAUUUUAAUAUGUUGUAAAAUACAAAAAUUAUAAGUACGGCCA
Molecule: messenger RNA, 2123 nt
Organism: Drosophila eugracilis
Lineage: Eukaryota; Metazoa; Arthropoda; Insecta; Diptera; Drosophilidae
Gene: mmy
Product: UDP-N-acetylhexosamine pyrophosphorylase
Biological process (GO): UDP-N-acetylglucosamine biosynthetic process
Molecular function (GO): UDP-N-acetylglucosamine diphosphorylase activity
Source: RefSeq, a predicted model, not a curated record